Danaus plexippus (monarch butterfly) is the source of this 1416-nucleotide messenger RNA. Its product is annotated as zinc finger protein 875-like. The record is from RefSeq and is a predicted model, not a curated record. Gene Ontology annotation, cellular component: nucleus. The transcript is spliced from 7 exons. Lineage: Eukaryota; Metazoa; Arthropoda; Insecta; Lepidoptera; Nymphalidae. The coding region runs from base 251 to 1372 and encodes 373 amino acids.
CAAAGGAAAAAUCGAGGAAAAUUUCAAUUGACAACAAAAAAUUUAAAUAAGUAUACAUUAUAACAGAAACUAUUAUUUGUUAAUCAUGGAUUCAAGCGAUGACUUUUCUAUUAUAUGUCGAACAUGUUUAUCUAAGGAUAAUCUCCUUCCGAUUUGAACAAAUUGUAAUGAAGGCGACGAAAACUUUUUAAAUAAAUCCUUUAUCGUCACUGGUGUACAGAUAAGAAUCAACGAUGGACUACCACAAAAUAUGUGCGGGAAAUGUAUUACUUACAUUAAUCACACGAUAAGUUUUAGAACGAAAUGUAAAGAGACAGAAAAUAAGUUAAUGGCUAUGAGAGAAAAACUCGAUAAUACACUAUCAGAACUAGAGUUAUCAAAUCCUAACGACGAUACGAAACCUUUGAAUAAUUACACUGUUGAUACAUCACAAGUAAAUAUCGAGACGGAAAAAGAUGUAUGUACAGAAGAUAAUGAACAGAACUUAGCAAACAAAGAGACAACGGCAUCCGAGAGUAAUCUAUAUGAAUUGGACAAAACAGAUCCAUGUCUCAAACGUGUUGUGUGUAAGUUGUGUCAAAGAAAGUUAUCCAUGAGGAGCCUCUGGUCACACAUAACUAGGAGACAUCCCGGUGCUGAUGAGAGACGAGUCAAGUGCGAGCUAUGUGAUGAUUAUAUACUUAAGGAGAAGCUGAACCGACACAGGAUAUUGAUGCACGGAGAAAAAUUCAGAUGCCGAUACUGCAAAACCGAGUUCGAUGGCAGGGAACGGCUUGUGGAGCAUGUUGAGAGCUGCUGCAUGAAGAGGAGACGGAAAUCCUAUGAAUCAAGCAGAGAAAUGUGCGAGUGUGAUGUCUGUCACAAAAGUAUGCAGAGAGCCAGUCUGAAGGUCCACAAGGCGGUCAAGCAUUCUGGAUUGAAGCCGGUUUGUGAGCACUGCGGCAGGUGCUUCGGUAACAAGCUGAGGCUGGAAGAGCAUAAUCGUUCCAAGCACGGCUACGAGAAGUUCAAAUGCUCCUCCUGCGACUUCCAGAGCGCCUCCACCCUGUCCAUGAAGAAUCACGAGCGCCGUCAUCGCGGCGAGAAGCCGUUCGUGUGCGAGGCGUGCGGCGCUGGCUUCCACGCGGCCUACCUGCUGCAGCAACAUAGGCAAUCCCACAGGAGCGAGAGGAAAUAUAAGUGCGCCUCGUGCCCCGCCAGCUUCAAGUCCAACAACGGCCUGCACACCCACCGGCGGGUGUGCCACACCCAGGCCCGCGUGUCGUGCGCGCUGUGCUCCAGGGUGUACAGCUGCAGGCACUACGCCCUCAAGCACAUGCGGACUGUACACGGGUGUGCCGGACCCCUCGCCGCCCUCGACGUGCACACAUAAACCUGACCACAGAUUAUAUAUAUAAUAAAGACCUUCUGUUUAAA